AUGAGUCGAGGGAAUGUAACCAAACGCGAGUUAUGCGUGAAACGUAUGCGGGAGAUUCAUGAGCUGUCGAUGCUCGCCGCGGACAAUGUAAAUCAGAGACCGAACUUUCGCGUGCGAUAUCCCAUCGUGACCAAAUUGGUCGAGGACUUUGAGGCAGCCCACCUCAAGAUAAUACAAGACGCCUCAGAUGAAGAGUUCGAAACGGAGGAUUCGAUUCGCCGGGACUUUGACGAGAUGCGCUUCGCGGUAAUCGGGCGUUACGAGAGAUUUGUGGGCGCCGACCGAGUAGCCGCUCCGGCCCCGCAGGCCCCGGCCCAGACGUCAUCGGUCAAAUUGCCCAAGAUCUCCCUUCCGCAAUUUUCGGGAGAUCUCACGCUUUGGCCCUCGUUCAUCGCGUUAUACAACAUCUCUAUUCACGAGAACCGGAACGUCCCUACCAUAGAGAAGUAUCAAUAUCUGAUAUCCUGCUUGAAAGGAGAAGCGCUGAACGUCGUCAAGAACAUCCCUCUCUCCGCCGAUAAUUACGCGAUAGCUUAUGACGCCUUGAUUUCGCGAUAUCAAAACAAACGAUACUUGGCUGAUUAUCACGUGGACUUGAUGCUGAAAGCUCAGCCGUUGAAGUCGGAGUCGGCCGUCCCCCUGCGCACGCUGUUGAGCACCUUCACCGAAAACACGCGAGCAUUGAAUCUAUUAGGAUUUCCUACAGACGCUUGGGAUUAUCUCCUUCUUAAAUUCUUGCUGGAGAAGCUCCCUCGCUCGCUCCGCGAGAAGUUCGAAUCUGAACACCGGGCGGAGGAAAUACCGAAAUUCACGCAGCUCACAAAGUUCCUCUCUGAUCACUGCCGGGUUCUCGCGUCGGUAUCGGGCUCACAAAAUACGUCGCAAAAGUCUCAGUCGACUUCGUCAAAGAAUUCCGCGUCGGCCUCGUCGCUCGCAACUCGAACCGCCGAGUGUCCG
Messenger RNA from Temnothorax curvispinosus, 957 nucleotides. RefSeq lists its product as uncharacterized. NCBI's taxonomy places the organism in Eukaryota, Metazoa, Arthropoda, Insecta, Hymenoptera, Formicidae. The record is from RefSeq and is a predicted model, not a curated record. The annotation marks the transcript as partial. The transcript has a single exon.